This is a messenger RNA of Botrytis sinoallii, 1407 nucleotides long. RefSeq lists its product as uncharacterized. The transcript has 3 exons. Lineage: Eukaryota; Fungi; Ascomycota; Leotiomycetes; Helotiales; Sclerotiniaceae. The record is from RefSeq and is a predicted model, not a curated record. The coding region runs from base 1 to 1407 and encodes 468 amino acids.
AUGGCACCUUCACAGCAACCAAGAUCUGUUUCCAGCAUGGGGAACUGGGAGUCAUCUCACCUCGACAGGAUGUGGGUUAACGAUCUUAUGGAACUUCAUCGACAGGACCUAAAACAACGAGAAGUGAUGUCAAUGAUCCGGCGACAGGCAUUCAGCAUGGAGAAUUACCCUGACAUUGAUAAAGAGAAGCUUCUCGCAGAACAUGUCACCGAACGCUGGAUUAAGAAUGUCAUCUUCGUUAGGGAUGGACAGAAGUGUAUCAUCGCGAAAGACAUUGGUCAGCGCAAAGACUUUUGGUUCCCAUGGUUUGAGGAGCACUUCGACAAUAAACACCGAAAGUAUUGCGUCGAUCAGCGUGGCCGAACACUCAGCGAAGUUGACCAUACAAGCAAGAACCGCAGAGCUUUCAUGGAGGACACCCAACACAAGAGCGAGAAAGGAUGGCACUUACCUCAAAGCCAUGAUCGCCAUAUCUUCAAAUUUCCUCGUGAGAUCUUCGACAAUGUAAUGGGUCAUCUAGUGCAAGUUAUGGAUGCCGCACUUGUGCCUCAAAUCGCGACGACGAAUUGGAAAAGAGAGUUUUCUGGCUCACCCCACUACAUGCCUGGUCAAGACUGUAAUCCAUAUACAACGACUGAGGUCGGUGUACUCACCACAACUGUACAUGGCAGACUAUUGGUAUUGCGCAGACUUCACCAAAGUCAAAUAGACGCUACUUGUCUACGAGUGUGUAAAGCCUGGAACCAGACGGGAGGUAGAUUAUUAUACCAUUUCAACUGCUACGAUUUCAAGACCAACAAUCCGAGUAGCGAAUCAAGUCCUGGAAGUUGGAUUGACGGCGAUUUUUGGCGACCAUCUCCGCGCAAACCCUUUGUCACAGCUAGCGACGAUUCAUCUAGAAUCUUUAAUGCCAAAAUCCAGAAGGGCAUUAGAGACAUUCAGAGGCGAGUGACGAUCAAGAAAUUAGUAGGAUGGGUAUACCACGAUCCAUUUCUACGCUUCUUGUAUAUGAUUGGCGUCAAGAAUGCAGCCCUUCUUCGCACCCUGUCAUUUUCUGGUGAGGUUCGCUGUCACCAAUGCGAGCAGGGUCACUUUUGCGAUGACUGUCUUUUGGAUAGCUUUCGGGUUUACAUUCCCGUUAUGAAUGCGCUUUGUCCCAAUGUACAGAAAUUGAUUUUGAAUAUCAAAACAGACAGCCAAGCACAGCUGGAGGCUGCAAACAUAUUCGAAAGGAAGGUCCGUGAGUUUUUCGAGGGCGAACUUCGAAAUUUGAGAUUUCUUACGGAACUGGUGGUAGUCGAUUUGAUAGUAGAUGGCUACGAACUACCAGAUGGUGAUAUUGGAAGUAUUUCAACCGCUCAGCUCGCAAAGCCAACGGUCAGUUAUUUCCGAAAAAGAGCUUCUUAA